GUGGUCAAACCCUGGAAAAGUUACAGCGGAUUCCAAAGGAGCGGUGGGCUGGGGAGGCCAAGGACCCGUUCUUGUCCGGAAGCCAACUCACAGCCCCCGCAGCUGGCAUUGGAUGAGUCCCGGCUGAGAGCGCAGGGGUCCAAGGGACUGAACCGGACCUAGCCCGCCAUGGCGCCCUGGGGGCUCCUGGUGACCGGCGCCUCCUUCGCCGCCUUCCGGGGGUUGCACUGGGCGCUGCAGCUGCUGCCCACGCCGGGAUCUGCUGCCCAGGACCGUUGGAAGUGGCGGAACAUCUGUGUCUCCCUGGUGCACAGCCUGCUCACAGGGGUCGGGGCGCUGCUCGGGCUGUCGCUGUACCCUCAGAUGGCUGCCGACCCGAUUCAUGGCCACCCGCCCUGGGCCCUGGUGCUGGUGGCUGUGUCCGUGGGUUAUUUCUUGGCGGAUGGAGUUGACAUGCUGCGGAACCAGACCUUGGGCCAGGCCUGGGAACUUCUCUGUCAUCAUUUCGUGGUAGUGAGCUGCCUCAGCACUGCCAUUCUGUCCAGCCACUAUGUGGGCCUCUCUGUGGUGUCUCUGCUCCUGGAGCUGAACUCUGCCUGCCUGCACCUGCGGAAAUUGCUGCUGCUUUCUCACCAGGCCCCAUCCCUGACCUUCAGCAUGGCCACCUGGGCCACACUGGCCACUCUGGCCAUCUUCCGCCUAGUGCCUCUGGCGUGGAUGAGUCUGUGGCUGAUCCAGCAGCAACACCAGGUGCCUCCUCCUCUGGUCAUCCUCGGUGGAACUGGGCUGGUCACUGUGGGUGCCAUAAGCAUCACACUGGGUGUCCGUAUUUUGGUCAGUGAUGUCCUACGGUCUCGGCCCCACCCACCGAUCCCUGAGCACAAGGAAAGCAGGGGCACAAGGAGAUGUUGUGAGGGUGAGCUUGUCAGUAGGGAUGAUUCCACUCUUAGCCUGAAAGACUAGAGAGAGGCCUCAGGCUCCUCUUCUGCCAGUCCUGGGGGGAGGUAGGGCCAGGACAAGGAGAUGGUGGUCCACAGUGUACAGUCCUUCAUUGGGUUAAGGACUGGACUGAAUUUUUAGUAUCUCAGCCCCUCUUCCAAAUAAGUCGCACCCCUCCCCCAUUCCUAGGAUCUGAGAAGAAAUGCUGAUGUUCAUGGAUGGGUGGGAAACUGGGCUAUUGUUCAGUGAAUUCCAUCAUCAGAUGACUGCUUCUUUCAGCAAACUAACUCAAAGUACAGCCAGUGCUACCAAUAAGGGGUGGCAGGAGGCAUGAAGCUAAGUGAAACUGCCAAUGACGUCCUCUGCUUUUAGCACAGGAACAGGUGAAGAAACGUGAGGUCCUGUUAGGACCAGAGAGAUCUGAUGUGGAGGGAGUGGGUCCAGAGGGAAGAGAGACCUCACCUGUGACCAAAUUCUAGCAGGGGGAGGAGGCCACAACAGGUACUGUCUGUAGCCAGUAGGGAUGGGCAUACUAGUGGCCAAGAAACAGAAGAACUGGACCACUACAAUUGCUGCUGAUAUUUCUGGUUCUCAAAGCCACGUUACUGUAUUUGUACUUAAUGCUAGUUCUACCACCUUUUAAAUUUUUAAAAAGCCCAACAUCUGCCUUUUAAAUUUUCUUACUAUCUUCUGACCUUUUCAAAGAAAAUGCAGAUUCUUAAAGGAGUGAGCAUGGGACUAGGUCUGUCUUCUUAGGACAGUCCUUACGUCCAGAGCCAUAGCAGGGACUCAAACACCCAUUCUGGGUGCCAAGUGUAGUGUUUUCUGAGGCCCAGGCUUUCAUGGAAGAAUGAGGGUAGAGGCAGAAGUAGAUGAGGGAAGGCUUUCACUUGGCCGCAGAGGGGCUAAGGAAUAUCUGACUCUCUUCUGGGAUUCAUUUGCAAGCUUUCCCUCUCUUUUCUCCCCUGCCACUUUUUUUUUUUUUUUUUAGAGGGGGGACAAUGGGAGAGAGAGAACCUGAGAUCAUGACCUGAGCUGAAACCAAGAGUCAGGUGCUUAACUGAAUGAGCCACCCAGGCACCCCUAGGGCAAUUUCUUACCACCCAAUUCUCAUUCUCUCAUCUCAAUUAAGAGACAGGAAAAAUUAUUUUAUUUUAUUUUAUUUUAUUUUAUUUUAUUUUAUUUUAUUUUAUUUUAGUAAACUCUACACCCAAUGCCGGGCUCAGUCUCACAACCCUGAGAUCAUGACCUGAGCUGAAAUCAAGAGCCCGACACUUAACUGACUGAGCCACCCAGGGGCCCCUCUCCCCUAACCACUUCUGCUGCUCCCCUCCCCCCCAUGGCACAAAAUCUCUCCUUUCUUCAGGCGGAACAGCCAGGUUAUUGGAAGUGUAAAGCAGAUUAAGAUUGCUUUUCUACUAAACAGUGGACAGAAAGAGAUAACCCUUAAUUAUCCACAGAAAAGAUCCAUGAGCAAAAGCAAGAGACAGGAAGAUUUAAGCAAAAAAUUCUGCCCAAAAGCUGAGCUAGAGAAAGACAAAAGGGAUGAUAGAAAUAGACAUACAUAGAUUGAGGGACAGAUAGAAAGAAAGAGAAUAAUCACCUGUAUUGAAGAGACAGAGGUGAAGAGAGAUGGAGGGCAAGACAGGGAAUCCUUGGCGGAAAUGUUAAGACUGUCAUGGAUGCUGACAGGAACCAAAAUCAUAGAACUGGCAAAAUGGUAAUAAACAAAGAGGUCAAGAAAAAUAGAAAUAAAAGCUGACAGGAAGGGACCCCAAGGGUACAAGGCACAGAUAUUCUAGACAGAGAAAUAGAGUGUGUGACAAGGAGGAACAACCAGACUCAGGAGAGAUGGAGGUAAGACAGGCAUUUAGAGAGAUUGGCAGAGCGAGAGAAGAAAGGGGGAAAUGGAUAUGAGGGGAAUUAGUCAGGGGAGCUGAGAAACAGAAGAACAGAAGGUGGAGGAGGCACUCAGUGGAAAGAUUCACUGGCAGAAAAAGAAAGUAGGAAAUAUGUUGAGUUGGAGACAGGCAGAAAGACAAAGGACAAACAGCUACAGUGCAAAACACAAAGACAGAGCCUGACAGGAACUGAUAGGCAGAGACUGGUAGGAAGACGGAGAGAGCUCAGAAUCAGGGAUGUAGAUUGAGGUGGAAGAAUAGGCAAAGAGACUGAGGAGAACCACGGCGGGGGGGGGGGGGGGGGGGUGGAGGGAGAAGACUGAUUAAAUAAACAUCCAAAGGAAGGCGGCACCUGGCUGGCUCAGUGGAUAGAGCAUGUGUGAUCUCAGGGUUGUGAGUUUGAGCCCCAUGUUGGGUGUAGAGAUUACUUAAAAAAUAAGUAAAUGAAUGAAUGGAUGAAUAAGUAAAUAAA
Molecule: messenger RNA, 3312 nt
Organism: Ailuropoda melanoleuca (giant panda)
Lineage: Eukaryota; Metazoa; Chordata; Mammalia; Carnivora; Ursidae
Gene: TLCD2
Product: TLC domain containing 2
Exons: 4
Coding region: 169-963 (264 amino acids)
Biological process (GO): regulation of membrane lipid distribution; membrane assembly; phospholipid homeostasis
Cellular component (GO): plasma membrane
Source: RefSeq, a predicted model, not a curated record